CAUACUCGGCGGAUGCCGCCAUCGGGUCCACGUCUUCGUUGCGCCUGUCGUAGUCCUCGUUGGGCUGUCAGUCACAGGCCAAAACAAGAUGGCAGGGUGCAGGAGCUGGUUUCUCUUUUUAACAGUUGUGAGCGUGGCUCACGCGGAGAUCAAAUUCAACAUCCCGGCAGGGAAGUUUUUCUCCUACGAGUUGAUGAGGGAGACGUUCCAGAGUGACUUUGAGCCACUGUCCCAGCUCUACCUGGGGCACCUGUAUGACGACCCGAUGGUGUUCAAGUGCAACAAGCAGUAUUUCCCAGAUCUUCCAGAGUGGCUGCGCUUCACCCAGAGGCACCCCUACGACAAUGGCUUUCUCUACGGGACCCCAACAUCUCCCGGGAAGAGUGUCAUCGAGAUUUACGCCAUCAACAAGCGAAGCUACGAAACCACCAGGCAGAUUCUCGUCCUUAACGUGAUUGCAGCCAAGAGCCCACCCUAUCAAGCUGAGUUUUUCAUCAAGCUGCGAGAGAUUGAGAAGGUGCUGCCCCCUACGGUCCAGGAUGAGAUCAAGCAGGACCUGCAGAAGUUAUGGGACACGGAGGCCUUGGACAUUGUCAACAUUUCCAAUGCUCUGGACCGUGGCGGCCGCGUGCCGCUCCCGCUGGCGGGACACUUUGAAGGCGUGUACGUGAAGGCCGGAUCGGAGCAGAACUUCUCUGCCUGCCUCCUGCAGGCACAGACGCCGGAGCAUCAGCGGCAGUGUGCGACGGGUGCCAAGGUCAAGGUUCCUGGGGAGUGCAACUUCUGCAGCAUCCCCAGCAACUGUAUCAGCUGGUGCAGCACUGAGCUGUUCGAUCUGUCUCAACUGGAAGCAACCUUGCCGGCUCCCACCUUGGGCUCAGGCGUGCUGGAAGCCGGUGAAAACUUUGAGCCACUGGAGUCCCCCGAGGACCGGGACUUUUUGCCGGACUACAUCGUGACUGUCAUUGUGCCGCUGGUGCUGGCCGUCAUCCUGUGUCUGCUGCUCUCCUACAUCAUGUGUGGACGUCGCGAAGGCGUUGACAAGAGGAACGCAAAAACAAACCAGAUCCAGCUGUAUCACCACCACACCAUUUUGGACAACACUGAUGAGCUGAGGAGCAUGGCGAACCACCGAGGUGUCCCCCCGCCGCGCUCCACGUUGCCAAUGUUCGACAGCCGCACAGGAGCCCGGGCCACGCCCCCCGACAGUCCCCGCAUGCCCCUCAUCAUGGCCCAGCACGACCCCAAUGUCGACACGUUGCCAAGGAAAUAAGAGCGCUGACGGUGCGGCAGUCCACGAGGACAAAAUCUGUUGUGUGCUCUUUGCAUUUGUGAGUGUUUUUCUCUCUCAACGUCAAUGUGUCAUUUCAUACAUUUGUUACAAUAUUAGGAAUAAUACAAAGUUGAUAUGCCCUGGUCUGACAUUUUGACCGUUUACAAAUUGGAGUGUUGUCGGCUAUCUUGAAUUGAGUUGAAAAACAAAGUAAUAGUGUAAUUCAUAGUUUUAUCCUGUGUCCCGUCAUUUAGGUGGGCCCAUAUUAUUUUUCAAUGUAUUUUUGGACUUGGUACUGGCUC
Hippocampus comes (tiger tail seahorse) is the source of this 1575-nucleotide messenger RNA. It is a transcript of the gene sgca, whose product is annotated as sarcoglycan, alpha. Lineage: Eukaryota; Metazoa; Chordata; Actinopteri; Syngnathiformes; Syngnathidae. Gene Ontology annotation, molecular function: calcium ion binding. The record is from RefSeq and is a predicted model, not a curated record. The transcript has 12 exons. Gene Ontology annotation, cellular component: membrane; sarcoglycan complex. Bases 89 to 1273 code for a protein of 394 amino acids.